UUGCAAAGUGCCCUGCCAAAUAGGACUGCUGUGUUCAAUGCAAAAUAGUGUUUUCUAGAAGGAAAGUUGAUAAAACCGUUUGACAAAAUUCCCAGCAAAUGAGAUAUUCAAUUGGAUUGGUAGCCGUUUUACCCAUCUGGCAGCGGCAGAAAAGGAAAUUUAUCCAAUCCCCAUCUGGUAGAGGAAGAAAAGGCAAUUCAUCCAAUACCUGAUAUAUAAUAAUAAGCGCGUGUCUCUAUUAAUGUGUUGGUACUGAAAUUGAUUCAUCCGAGAUGGAGGGGCAAUUCAUCCAAUCAAAUGCCCGAGAAGGAGAAUGGGUUCACUGCUAAUCAUAUUUAUCUUUUCAGAAUAUAGAAAACCCUGACGCUUCGAAGAGGUUGGCAAAUGCAUGUGAUAAUUUGUCUUUUCUUCUUCUUCUUUACAAUGGCGUUUGGCUUUUUUUAUUCAACAGAAGACAGCUAGCUUGUCUAUGGGCGGCAAUGUCGUUCACGACAGCUCAAUUUCGCUGUGUGAAUCAAAACAAAACAAACCCAAAUCGUACAGUUCAAAAAUAUGGUUUUUAAUACAGUAUAAUAAUACCUUAUUCAACCUAAAAACAAACCCUUAUUAUUAGGUAUCCGCAAGCUGAUAAGAUAUUCGAUCUGACAACGCAAAAGGAGGAUUUCCUAAUUGUACCUGUACGUUGGUUCAAUGGAUAACCCCAAAUAUGUGAAAUGGUCAGUGCUUCAGAGGAAAAGGGCAAAAGUGCUAGCUAUUUUAAUCAUAUAAUGUUCGUUGAAAUGAGAAAGUGUAACUGGAAGUUUUUGAAUGCGACUAAGUUUAUCUUCAAAAGAAGUUUCUGGAUGUAAAGCUUGAGAACAUUCCAUUCAAAAGUCAAACUGAGAAUGCAUGCUAUAUGUUUGAGAAAAUGCUUUCAGCUGCAAAUCGUGUAUUGACUGUCCUUCCAGGGCGUGCCAAUUAAGACUGAAAUUUAAAAUUGUCAGCGUGUAAAAUGUUAAUUAUUAUGAGAUAAAGAGGAAAAGAUUGAUUGGAUGGGUUAAUUUACCCGUAAUUAUAACCCGUUUACUGUAAAGAAAACCGCUUUCCUGCCAAUUGUUUUAUAGUAUGUCUCGAAGAAACAAAACGAGUUUGGCUAGAUUCCGGCUAGACGACGAAUUUUCAGUGACGGCAAACCCAUAAAUUCGAGCAAUAAUAACGGACUUCGAAAAUCUAAACACCUAUUAGUAGAACGGCGUUGAGCCAGAAUGGUCGCCAACUACUGCCAACUAUUUGACAAAAUGUGGCAAUUAAAACAUGAGAUUCCAUCCUUAUUUCCCGCUACUCUCCUGCUAAAAAAUUGUUUUUUCAGGGUGAAAAUGCAGGCCUUCAGAUGGUCUCGCAAAGGAUGCUAUUCUAGUUGUCAAUUAGAAAUUGGGUUUGACUGUGAAAUUGAUAUGGAAGUUUCUAGAGCACAUAGUAUAAGGCGGCUAACGGAAAUAACAGGAUUGUAAUUGAAUAGUUAUUCAUGAGAAAUAUUAAGGUCAAAGUCCUUGAUUUGGUAGAAGGAUAUGUUUCAGAGUAUUGAAUUCUCCCUGCCCAAUUUAUAAAACUGCGUAAUUGCUUACGUUUCCUUCAAUCUCUUUGAACUUAUAUAUGUCCUACGGGCUUUGGACAAAUCAUCUGGUAUCUCAUUUAUUGUUAGCUAGUUGUCUACAAUUUGGUUCGUGCUCAAAUGGAUAUGAAUAGCUCCCUUCUUUUCAGGCUUUUCCCGAUAUCGUGGCACUCCGUCAUAGCCGCUCUGGUAACGCUGUUGAUAGCAUGGCAGCAGUUUGCAUACUCCAUGAAGAAAAAUUCUAUUCCAGGUCCUUCGGUGGUGAUUCCUUUUAUUGGAGGUGCCAUAGAAAUGGUGAGGAAUCCCACGAAAUUUUGGGACAAUCAGGCCAAGGCUGCGAGAAGUUUUGGAUUGGCAGGAAACCUUCUGUUUGGCAAAUUUAUUGUCUUUAUUCAGGAUUCUGAGCUCUCCCAAAAGAUUUUUGCCAAUGUAAAACCUGAUGUUUUUCAUCUGAUCGGACACCCAUUUGGGAAAAAGCUAUUUGGAGAGCAUAAUCUUAUAUAUAUGUUUGGAGAAGAGCACAAGAAUCUCAGACGUAGGUUUGCUCCAAAUUUCACACUCAAGGCUCUGGGAAUUUAUGUUGGAAUACAAGAGAAAGUCAUUAGGCAGCAUAUAAGGGAGUGGAUUGCGAUGUCUUCUGAAGACAAACCUAUUGCUCUGAGGAGUCUCUGCAGAGACAUGAAUCUGGAAACCUCACAAAAUGUUUUUGUGGGUCCUUAUUUGACUAGUGAGGCGAGGGAGCAGUUCUAUAGGGAUUAUAAUCUAUUCAAUACUGGUCUCAUGGCACUACCCAUUGAUUUUCCAGGGUUUGCAUUCUAUAAAGCCAAGCAUUCUGUAUCUAGGCUGGCAAAAACUCUUGGAGAGUGUGCUCAUCAAAGCAAGGGAGUUAUGGAGUUAGGUGUGGAGCCUACUUGUUUGGUAGAUUUCUUUAUGGCAGAAACAUUGAAGGAAAUUAAAGACGCGGAACAAAGAGGUGCCCCUAAACCCUUACAUACCGAUGACAUUGAAAUGGGAGGAUUUCUUUUUGAUUUUUUGUUUGCUGCACAAGAUGCUUCUACAUCUUCGCUGGUAUGGGCUGUAACAUUACUGGAAUCCAACCCAGAAAUUCUAGAAAAAGUCAGAGAAGAGCAAAGAAGGAUAAGACCUGAUUUUGAUGCACCCAUUUCUUCGGAGCAGAUCCGAGAGAUGAAAUACACAGAGAUGGUGGUGAAAGAAGUCAUCAGAUUCCGUCCACCUGCAACACUUGUGCCUCACAUUGCUGCUGUUGAUUUUCCCAUAACAGAGAACUAUACAAUUCCAAAAGGGUCAAUAAUUUUUCCUUCUCUAUUUGAGUCAUCAUUUCAGGGCUUUACAGAUGCUUAUAAAUUUGAUCCAGAAAGAUUCUCUUCAUCUCGUCAAGAGGAUCAGCUUUAUAAACGAAAUUGGCUUCCAUUUGGAGCUGGAGCUCAUCAAUGUGUUGGUCAGCGAUAUGCUCUUAAUCAUCUCGUACUUUUUGUAGCUCUCUUUUCUACAUCAGUUGACUGCACCAGAUGCAGGACUCCUGAUUGUGAUGAAAUUGCAUAUGUACCCACCAUUGUUCCAAAGGACGAAGGUCUUGUCUACCUCUCAAGCAGGAGAGAAACGGGUCCAAAUACAAGAGAAAAUAAAGAUUGAUCUCUAAGUGGUGCAGUCCUCAAAGGACACUGGCAGUUUGGAUUGCACCAAUAUUCUUUAAGAGUUCUCUGAUGAGAAACUUUUUUUAUGCAUAAAACAGGAGACUGAAUAGUAACUUGUGUCAUCGAGUGGAGGGAAAACAUUGAAUUUGUUGGUCGCUUAAAAAUACUGCAGCAUUUUUCUUCUUGUCGUGAGACUUCCAUGAUCGAAAGCCAUUUCUAUGGAGAAAAAAGUUGAUUUAUAUGCUUUCUGACAUAGGCAAAGAUGUGAUUUAUUUAAUAGCUGGCAUCGUAAAAUGGGGAGAAAUUUGAGCAAUUUUGUUCAUUGAUUGAAAAAACAUGCAGUAGAAAAUUCCUCUCUGAUCAGAUGAUGUCUCCAUACAGAAAGAAAUGAAUAAGAUAGAUGGAUGGUGCCAUGAAGUCACAAAGUGGGAGGAAAAAAUGUUUUUAGGUUGGAGCGCUACUGCAUUUGCAUGUGUUAUAUAUUUACUGGUUGCAAGCCAUUUCCAUGGAGAGUGAGAUGAUUAGUAGGAUAGAUGCUGUCAGCUGGAGGAAAUAUCAGAGUUUUCAUAUGGUUCAAAGUACGCCACAAUAAAAAAGAUAUUCUUUAAUAGACUUCUCCUCAUCGCCAAAAGUGAUGUAUUUGUACGUGUAGAUGAUAUUAAAUUGCAUUGUCUCCUGCAGACUUCAUUGUUGAUUGAAUUGAUAGUUCAUUAUUCCCAUUGCUUUUACUUA
Cryptomeria japonica (Japanese cedar) is the source of this 3978-nucleotide messenger RNA. Its product is annotated as cytochrome P450 710A1. NCBI's taxonomy places the organism in Eukaryota, Viridiplantae, Streptophyta, Pinopsida, Cupressales, Cupressaceae. The record is from RefSeq and is a predicted model, not a curated record. The coding region runs from base 1712 to 3244 and encodes 510 amino acids. Gene Ontology annotation, molecular function: iron ion binding; oxidoreductase activity, acting on paired donors, with incorporation or reduction of molecular oxygen; monooxygenase activity. Gene Ontology annotation, biological process: sterol metabolic process. The transcript has 2 exons.